This is a messenger RNA of Sphaerodactylus townsendi, 2153 nucleotides long. RefSeq names its product potassium inwardly rectifying channel subfamily J member 16 (gene KCNJ16). Gene Ontology annotation, cellular component: plasma membrane. NCBI's taxonomy places the organism in Eukaryota, Metazoa, Chordata, Lepidosauria, Squamata, Sphaerodactylidae. The transcript is spliced from 3 exons. Gene Ontology annotation, biological process: potassium ion import across plasma membrane; regulation of monoatomic ion transmembrane transport. Bases 392 to 1660 code for a protein of 422 amino acids. Gene Ontology annotation, molecular function: inward rectifier potassium channel activity. The record is from RefSeq and is a predicted model, not a curated record.
GUGUGUUUUUCAGCACAUUUUUGAUGGGGCGUGCAUGCUAGAGAACAAAAUGCCUGUCACCUGAUUCUCAAGAUGCCAGCAGCUACCUAAGCGGAUUCCUUUAGCUAGAUUACAGCUGCAAAUUGGGGUAAAUGUUUAACUGGGAUCUUUGGAGUUUGUGGCUCUGGAUUUGUCUUAUUCAUAACCCAACCUUUGUCUUUAUUUUUCUUCACAUGAUUGGAAGCACACUGGUAGAAAGGAACAACGGCAGGUGCUGUUCUUUGAGGGCCUGCUAUGGAGUUUGGAGAAAAUUUUGCUUAUAUAAAAAACUAAAGUGACCAGUUGGUCAUAAAUGAAGAGACAGAGCAAUUAGUGUCUCCUAAACUCAUCACAUAGGCCAAACCCAAGAAGCAUGACUGAACCCAGUGAUAACUACAGGCUGAUAAACAUGGAAGGGAAUAAACUCAGUCACUCACAGAGUUACCAAGAGAACCUUUCAGCAGAGAUAAAAAGAAUGCAAAAAAGAUUUCUCCAGAAAGAUGGAAGCUGCAAUGUGUACUUCAAGCACAUCUUUGGGGAGUGGGAGAGCUAUGUGACGGAUAUUUUUACCACACUAGUGGACAUCAAAUGGCGCCAUAUGUUUGUGAUCUUUUCAUUGUCUUACAUCCUUUCCUGGUUGUUCUUUGGCUUAGUGUUUUGGCUGAUUGCGCUCCAGCAUGGAGACUUAGUGCUUGAUGAUGAAAGAACCCCUUGUGUUGAUAACGUCCACAGUUUUACAGGGGCUUUCUUAUUCUCCUUGGAAACCCAGACAACCAUUGGCUAUGGAUCCCGUUGUGUCACUGAAGAUUGCUCUGCAGCAAUUCUGACAGUUGUCCUGCAGUCCGUGUUAGGGUGUAUCAUUGACACGUUCAUCAUUGGAGCUGCCUUGGCAAAAAUGGCUACUGCUCGAAAGCGAGCGCAGACCAUCCGCUUCAGCUACUAUGCCACAAUAGGUUUAAGAGAUGGCAAACUCUGCUUGAUGUGGCGUGUAGGUGAUUUCCGACCCAAUCAUAUGGUAGAAGGCACGGUGAGAGCCCAGCUCUUGAGAUAUGUGAAAGACAAAGUGGGGAGGAUGACAAUGGAGUACAAGGAUUUGAAACUAUUAAAUGACCAGAUCAUUGUUGCUACCCCAGUGACAAUUGUACAUGAAAUUAACCAGGACAGCCCACUGUAUGAUCUGGACAGGAAAACUCUGGCUAAAGAAAACUUUGAGAUCCUGGUUACAUUUGUCUAUACUGGAGACUCAACUGGAACCUCACAUCAGUCAAGGAGUUCAUAUGUACCUCGAGAAAUACUUUGGGGGCACAGAUUUAAUGAUGUUUUGCAGAUGAAGAAGAAAUACUACAAAGUCAACUGUCUCCAGUUUGAAGAAACUACAGAGGUUUAUGCACCCUAUUACAGUGCCAAGCAGCUAGACAGAAAAGAGCAAGGAUAUACAACUUUCGAAAAGGCAAAGGAUGGAGAACCUGGAACAUCAUCUUCAGGACUUAGAGUCCGAUCAUGUAGUGCUGAUGCUUUAAUCACCCAUUCUGAAAUUUCUGAAGGUUCAGUCCAAAUGACCAAGCAAGCUAAUGAGGCAGAGUUACACUAUGAAAAAGCUCUUGUGACUAUAAGUAGAAUCUCAAUGGAAUCCCAAAUCUAAAGUGGAGUGGCUGCUGCUGCUACAACUUACCAUGCUGCCACAAUUUUCAAAUGCACAAGUUUUAACUAAGUACUCAAGGACAAGAUCCCCAAAUCACAAGAUGAACAGCAAAUUCAUUCACAUCAUCUAUACUUGACUUUAAAGGCCAAACUUCCUUUUGCCCACCAUGGAGCCACCUCUGGGCUGAGGCAGUUGUAUCUGUUGCCCCAUGCCUUUUCAAGUGCCAAAAUGACUGCACCUUCCUAUAGCUGUUUCAGCCUUUGUAACGGUGCAGAAGGAGGUGGGGUGGGAACAAAAGAACCUCAGAUUGCUGCAUGGCAGAAUCAGGUCCUCACAGAAAUGUUCCUGUGGACACAAUGAUGCCUUCAUGUCUACCUGUCUAGACUGACCCUAACUGGCACUCAUGUUCUGCAGGUGUCUUAAUAUUACUCAUCUCAUAAGAUUAUUCCUGUGACAAGUCGUACAAUUUUUCAUAUCAGUAACAGUAUUCUUU